Solea senegalensis (Senegalese sole) is the source of this 4249-nucleotide messenger RNA. RefSeq names its product CaM kinase-like vesicle-associated, like (gene camkvl). Gene Ontology annotation, biological process: peptidyl-serine phosphorylation. The record is from RefSeq and is a predicted model, not a curated record. Gene Ontology annotation, molecular function: ATP binding; calcium/calmodulin-dependent protein kinase activity; calmodulin binding. Gene Ontology annotation, cellular component: intracellular anatomical structure. Lineage: Eukaryota; Metazoa; Chordata; Actinopteri; Pleuronectiformes; Soleidae.
UCCACCUCUCACGCGCUCUCUCUCACUCUCUCUCUCUCUAGUCAAGAUCGUCAAAAGCCGCAAAAACUAACCGUCGCCAGUUUUCUAUUUUCUACCAACACUCCCGAGUCGAGGUACAAGGUCCAGGACCAGAGUUUCCAUUUUGGGAAAGCAGGCUGCGAAGUGCGGACAGACGCAGACGCAGCACACUUCUCCAGUGCCGCGACAAGUCAAGGUGAAUGACGUCAUGCCAUUUGGGUGCCUUGCCCUGCGAGAUGGGCGGACUUACGAUAACAUAUCUGAUGUCACCGAAAAGUAUGAGAUCGGACAGGUGCUGCGAGCGAAGGAGUUUUGCGAGCUGUGCCUGGCAAAGGACAGACAGACAGACAAGGUGUUUGUCUGCAAGAAAUUCCUCAAGAAGGAUGGCAAGAAAGUCCGAAAGGCUGCCAAGAACGAAAUCAUGAUCCUGAAAUUGGUCAAUCACCCAAACAUCCUUCAGCUGAUAGACACAUAUGAGACCAGGAAAGAAUAUUUCAUCAUACAGGAACUUGCCACAGGAGGAGACGUGUUCGACUGGAUUCUGGACCAAGGGAAUUACACAGAGAGGGACGCUUCCAAUGUCAUCAGACAAGUCCUCGAGGCAGUGGCUUACUUACACUCCCUCAACAUAGUUCACAGGAACCUGAAGCUGGAAAAUCUGAUGUACUAUACAGAAAACAACCACAAGAAAGUUGUUCUGCGAGAUUUCUACCUGUCCAGGUUUGAGAAUGGACCUAUCACAGAACCUUGUGGAACACCAGAGUACCUGGCUCCUGAAGUGGUGGCUCGUCACCGGUAUGGACGUCCUGUGGACUGCUGGGCUGUGGGUGUGAUUAUGUACAUACUUUUAUCAGGGAACCCUCCAUUUUAUGAUGAGACAGAGGAGGAGAACACCGAUUUACAUAACCGCAUCAUCUUCUGUCGCAUUGUUGCUGGGGACUUUGAGUUUGAUGCUCCAUACUGGGAUGACAUUUCACCUGCAGCUAAGGAGCUUGUCUGUCGACUUAUGGAGGUGGACCAGAUGCUGAGAAUCACAGCACAGGAUGCACUUUGGCAUGAAUGGAUUGCAGGGAACGGUGCAUCAGAGAAGAACUUAAAAGAUGGUGUGUGUGCCCAGUUUGAGAAGAACUUUGCGAAAGCCAAGUGGCGGGAGUUGAAGAAAGCGAUCCGUGUGACCACCUUCAUGCAACGUCUGAAGAAUACAGAGGCACAAAAUGACAGUUCAGCUGAGGCUCAGGGCAGUGCAGAGACAGGAGAUGGUGAAGGCGGUGUGUCUGAUGAGGGAGACAAAGGGACAAGUGAUGGAGGGGUGACAUCAAGUAGUGUGUCGUUAGAGGUUACAGUUGAAAACACGCUGCCAGGUAUGGAUCAAGAUGAGGGAAAGAGUGAAGAAGAGAAAAAGGAGGAGGUAAAAACAACUCUAGACCUGUCUGUAGGAAUGUCCCCAUCAAAUAUUCAAGAGCCCCUUUGCCAGAUAAAUGCAAUCACUGACAUCACACAAAAGGACCCUGAUAAGGCUGGUGCAAAGAAAGCAGCAGGUGAUGUAACCAGGAAAAUCGCUGCCAAUUUGGGUCAAAAUAAAUUUGGUCCUGAAUCCAAACCGACCCCUGUGGCGAAGCAUGAGGCUGCCAAGCUGUCUGAUGGUUCUUCAAGCAUUAAUCUUGACAAAAAACAUGCAUUCUCAUCCCCUGAUCACAGUAGCAAACAUAAAAUGGAUGCAACGCUCCAUGGUCCUCUAACCACAGCCUCACCAGAGAAGACACAGGCUGCACAGAAGCAACAAAAGGAUGUGAGUGACAGAAGCUGGUGUUGGACACAAGUACCCGAGGCAGUCGCUGAGAGGUCAGUGGUGGCUACAGUCACUCCAGCAAUUGGUCCAGUAGCUGGGCUGGACGUAGGACUGGGAGUUAGGUCAAGGGGUGAUGCUAGUCCUGUUGGUAGAAGAGAUAGGGAUUCCAGGAGGACAGACAGAUACAGUGCAGAGUUUAGCGUACCCAAAGCAGGUCCUGCAACUGGACAAGGUUGUUACACAGUCAGCAGUUCUGCUAGUUUGGGCCGUCAUGCCACACCAUACAACCCAGACAUUGGGCCUGUAGGGAUAGGGAUGGCAGGGAGCUACGGGAGUCCGUACAGCUCACCAUAUACAGGUGGUGGAGGGAUGGGUUUUUAUGGGACUGGGCUACACCAUGGAGGAGGUGGGAGCAGCGCUACAAGCGACUGGCAAAUGGACACCGUGAUAGAGCAGAUUGAAAAGCAAAUGGCUGCUGUGCUGGAGAAGAUUGAGGGCGAAAUGCCCUCGCUGCUUGAGCAAAUCAGUGACUGCCCCACUGAGCAGCCCGCCGCCUCCCGAUCACAGCACUCCUCGACUGCAACUUCAGGCACUCCACCACCUCUUCCCACCUCUCCUAGGCCUACUCUGCCGUCUCUCCCUCGCCUUACUAUCCCUCCACCCUCCUACCCUCCACCCUCUCCUCCCACACAAGCAUCAACGCAGACUGUGGCAGAGCAGGAAGACAGGGAAGGACAAAGGGUUGCUUCUCGUUCCAGCCAGUCACCCCAAGCUGGGAUGGGGAGGGACCUCUGAAGAAAGUAUGCUUGGUGCAAUAUUCAACACCUGGAACACUGGAUUGCUAAAUCCUGAGGGUUUAUUGAGUCUCUCAACUGGAUGUAUUUUCCAAUUUCUUACCAGAAUUAACUUACCAUUUCAGACAUGAACUCCAAGAAAUUGGAGUUUGUUAUUCACAUAUGACGCAUGCAGCAGGAAAUUAUCUGGGUCAGACAUGUUCACAACAUUCAUACAAGUGGUGUUGCCUAAGUUGAGUAUACGGGAGGCAGGCAAUUGCCGCACUGGCCACAUACAUACCACUCCAUUUUUGUUUCAUGGUUUGCACAAAUAAAAACAAUCGUCAUUCAGACAGGCUCUGUAUUGAAAGUAAUCUGCAUCCACAUGAACAUUCCUGAAAAUGUUUUGUGUAUGUCCAUUCAAAUAAUCUGAGCAUGCACAUGCCAAUUCUAUUCAAUUUAAAAUUCAAAACACUUUAUUGAUCCCCAAGGGGAAAUUCAAGCGAAAUGCUUGCAAACCAAAUGCAGAUUUUCGCCUCCGCUUUCAUUUGUUUAGUUUCAGGAAAUACUAAAAAUGAAUAACAACAAUGGUGAAAAGUACGCACAGGAAGUCAUUUAGUGACAAUUAUUCAAUUCCAAUCAGGACGCAAAUGUGUGUAACUGCAUCAUUAUUUUCAAAGGUCUCCUUUUCUGCCCAUCCAGACCAAACCGCUUCCCAAGAGUUUUCAAACAGUGUUGAACAGCGGGGUAGUAUGGGUGGCAGGAGUAGUCAAAGUUGAUGCUUCUUAAAACAAAAUGGAGUUGUGUAGAUAUAGCCUCAAAUGCUGUGAAUUAUAUUGACCUUUCUCUUUUGUCUUCUCACAUGAGCUCCCUCAGACUUUUUCCAGAUAUUUGACUCUGGAGAAGUGAAGUGUGACAUUUGUGUCUCACAUACAGCUCCUCCAGACAAGGUCAGACACAUCCAGACUGUAGUGCAUUUCUAAAAACAGCGCUGCAGUGGGUUUGAUUUUGUAUUCAUUUUGAAAUUACUCUACCUGUGACAUCCGAGUACUAUCUCUAAUGCUGUGGUCAAGUCUAAUGUAAAUUCUCACGUUCUGCUGCGCCAUUAAGAUCAUUUUUGUGUUACUUUUGUGUCUAUUUGCGUCCAUUGCGACAGUGGCGCGAAUUCCAGAAGCCAACAUAUUUUGAGACGAUAGGAAGAGUGGGUAUUUAUUUUCACCAACUUGGCUGAAGUAAUGGGAGAUUGCUACACUCUAUCUUUUUUGGAAAGGACUAAACUUUUAUGGCAAGCUUUUUCUUUUUUGAAGGAUCUCUGAAGAUAAACCUUCUGGUGUUGUAAAGCUCUGGGUAUAUGAACACAGAGAUGAUAGGUUUUUCCUGGUUUGACUUUGUAUGUAAGCUCAAACGCAGCACAUUUGAGGAUGCGGCACAAAUUCUGGUGUGACUGCAACAGUAGACAGUUAUUCCCAGAGACUGGUCAGCACCUACAGAUUGGGUUGUGUGAGAUAUAAUAAAUUUGGUUUUAUUAAGCAUACAUGCAAGCAUGAGGUAGAGAGUCAUUUAUCAAACAUAUCACUUUGAAAUGGCGGGUUUACCUAUUCAAAAUAUGGCAGUAAAAAAUAGUCAGAAAUGUUUCCCCUGUCGCGAUUUAUAUUGUGAAUUGGGCGGC